Molecule: messenger RNA, 1156 nt
Organism: Anopheles gambiae (African malaria mosquito)
Lineage: Eukaryota; Metazoa; Arthropoda; Insecta; Diptera; Culicidae
Exons: 5
Coding region: 155-1006 (283 amino acids)
Biological process (GO): regulation of transcription by RNA polymerase II
Cellular component (GO): nucleus; transcription regulator complex
Source: RefSeq, a predicted model, not a curated record
UCAAAGGCCGAAUGCUUCGUUUGUUUACAUUGCAUACUGAACCAAACAAUUGCUCCCCUACCCGUACAAAACGAUUAUUUCGGACGCACUUGUUUCCAACUAUUUCUGGCUAUAUUUCUACUCCAUUAGUCAAUAGUUUGCCAAAAACCCGGCAAUGAACGAGACAAUGAAGAGAUCACGGAAGAAGACGAUCUGGAUGACCGAGGACGAAACAUUGAAUCUCAUCUCGGUCAUACGGGAGCAUCGGUGCCUGUGGGACCGGACGUACCGGAUCAACAACCAGCAGCCGAGCCGGGAAGAAGCGUGGGAGACCGUCUCGCAAACCGUGGGCUGCAGCGCAUACGACCUGAUGGAAAAGUGGCGAUCUCUGCAGUCCUCGUACAGGAAAUGCAAAAUGCGUUGCAGAACUGUUGGGCCCGACUCGGUAACCUGGGUGUACUUUCCAGCCAUGAAAUUCCUGGACGGACCAAAUGACGACGAAGAACAGAGCAGUAUAAAUCCUCCAAAGAUGCGCGUGGUGUGCAAAGGUCCCAACAAUAUUAAUCCAGUGCGCAAAAUGAAGCUUAAAAUGCGAAGGAACCUAUUUCCAAACAGCCUCACACAUCGAAAACCGAUGCAGGACAACCCUCCCACGGCAUUGAAUCAACCCGAGCCACCCGUCGAUGGUGUAGUAAAGAAUGAGCCGGCAAUGGAUUCACCAUCACCACCAGCACCGCCACCCGAUUUCGCUGCCGCUCACAAUGAGGUUGAGAGAUUGGAAGAAUGUUCAGCUCGCCCUCCCGAACCGAAACAGAUUCCUCGCAACCAAACGCACCAUUCGAUCAGUAUUCAACCGCAUGCCGUCGGCGAGCAGGAUGAAGACUUUUUCUACGUACAAGGUGUAGCGUACCUACUGAAACAGUUUUCGGCUCCAGUGAAACGAAAGCUUCAGAUUGAAAUUCACGACCUGAUCGUAAAGGCGCAGAAGCGGCAGUACGAGCAACAGUUCGGAGAUUCAUUUGACUAACGGCAAAGAAGUAUAAGUAGAUGAUACACGAAUGACAUGACUUAUUUUAAUUGAUUAAACUCUCAAACUACGGAAAGGAAACACAGCUCCUGACAGAUAUUGAAUUAAGAUGGUACAACAAUUGAAAAUAAAACUUUUCAACAACUCAAA